AUUGCCGGAUGUGGGCCAAUGGAUACGUUCAAAGGGUUCAUGAUACAGGCGAGGUCAGCUGACUUGAAUCAAGACCAGUCUCCUAAGGGCAAUUUUACAGUGGUUAACAACACCCAGACAGCAUGCUCAGGAAAAGCAUUAGUACACACAAACAGAAAUCUGAAAUUUAACUUAACAUUCAACUGGACUGCACCCACCGAACCAGUAGGACCUAUUGUCUUCAGGGCAACAUUUGUGAGAGAGUAUUCUGUUUACUGGACGGAUGUCGUGUCGGAAGUAUUGUUCAACGGCUCUACCAGCCUGCUGCCAAACAACGUUGCCAAGGCAACGACCCUGAACGAAUCCUGCACUCCUGCUCCUGUUAGCUGUUCUGCGGCUACCGAAAUGUGCGCAAAUGCUUAUGCAAAAAACGUCUCUCUUCAUCCGUUUAAUGGGAGCCUUAUCUGCAUCGACGCAACCAACAACCUAAAGUGUAUCUUCGCGGCCUGUAAUUACUCACCAGAGAUGCAGGCGUAUUUAAUCAAUUCUACCCAAGCUGCCUUAGUCAAUGUGUCGAGUAAAUGUGUGAUCAACAUUACAGUAAAUCCUGCUUCUGGCUGUCAGACUGCCGCACCCAUCUGUAUACAUAACCAUCUGCGACUGUUGCAGAACUCGUACGAGGCAACUUCAGGACUGAACACCUACUGCCCGAAUAUAACAGAUCUCUAUAUGUGUUUGAGCGACGGAUAUUGUAGCAUGCCAGAGAUUAUUUUAGCAAUUGACAGUAUAACAAGCUAUGAUCUAAGUAGUAGGGGGAUCAAAUGUGACGUGGACUUUUUUAGGAAUGGAACAAUGGUAACAACAACACCAGCCCCUGUAAGCUGUGAAGUGGCCACGAGUACAUGUUCAAAUGCUUAUGCCAAGAACGUCUCACUUCAUCCAUCAAACAGCGACCUAAUUUGCAUUGACGUAAACAAUAAGUUGAGGUGCAUCUUCAAAGCCUGCAACUACUCACCAGAAAUGGAGUGGUACGUCAUCAACAGCACACAGACCGACAUCUUGUCGAUGCUCCCUUACUGUAAGAUCAACGUCACUGCAAGCACAGUUUCUGCUUGCCAAAGAGGAACGCCCGCUUGUGUUGCUAGUUACCUGACUAUGCUGCAGAACUCUCAAGAGGCUACUUCAGGCUCAGUGCAAUAUUGCCCGUAA
Physella acuta is the source of this 1188-nucleotide messenger RNA. RefSeq lists its product as uncharacterized. The record is from RefSeq and is a predicted model, not a curated record. Gene Ontology annotation, cellular component: membrane. Lineage: Eukaryota; Metazoa; Mollusca; Gastropoda; Physidae.